Taeniopygia guttata (zebra finch) is the source of this 728-nucleotide messenger RNA. It is a transcript of the gene GAL, whose product is annotated as galanin and GMAP prepropeptide. Gene Ontology annotation, biological process: neuropeptide signaling pathway. Gene Ontology annotation, molecular function: galanin receptor binding; neuropeptide hormone activity. NCBI's taxonomy places the organism in Eukaryota, Metazoa, Chordata, Aves, Passeriformes, Estrildidae. Gene Ontology annotation, cellular component: extracellular region; secretory granule. The record is from RefSeq and is a predicted model, not a curated record.
CGGCUCCGGCUCCGCUGCCAUAAAGCGCGGCGGGAGCGCGGCGGGGCCGGGCCAUGCAGUGAGAGCCGCCGUGGGACCAGCACCGCCGGGGACACACCGCCCGCAUCAAGAUGCAGAGGUGCACCGCUUUCCUGCUUCUGCCUUUAAUCCUCUGUGCCACCCUCUCGGAAACACUCGGGCUGGUGUUCUCAGCGAAAGACAAAAGGGGUUGGACUUUGAAUAGUGCUGGUUAUCUACUUGGGCCACAUGCAGUAGAUAACCACAGAUCUUUUAAUGACAAGCAUGGUUUCACUGGUAAACGUGAAGUACCGCCUGAUGAGGAUAUUAAAGCAGGUAAUGAAGGGAACCUUGGAAGACCCCUGGCUGAUGAAAACAUUGUGCGCACAGUAAUUGAAUUUUUGACUUACUUGCAUCUGAAAGAGGUGGGAGCACUUGACAAGCUACCUACACCAGAGGAAAUUAACCAGUCUUGAAGAAUGCAUUUUUAUUUUGUUGCAGUGUAGAUUUAGACUGAAUUCUAAACAAAAGACCUAAAUGACCUGAAGUUAAGAAGUAUAGUUUGCACUUAUCUGAUAAAUGGUAAAGUGUUCUGCCCUCUGGUUGGUUUGUUGGAUUAUUUUUUGCUUUUUUUUCCUUCCCUCCCUCUCCUGCAAUGUCAUCAUGUAUAAUUUUGCUUUGGUAAAUAUUUUCUGUAGGUAAAUGAUAAAAUAAAAAUAAAGAGCAACAAA